AUGCUCGCGCCGUUACUUGUCUUUGCGACCCUGUUGUUUGGUGCGGUGGAGGCGAAGGAUCAAGAUGAAUCAUCCACAACAUACGACUUUGUUAUUGUUGGCGGGGGUACUAGUGGCUUAGUCGUUGCUCACAGACUUUCAGAAAUGGCGGAUGUGACUGUCGCUGUUAUCGAAGCCGGAGACUCGGUUCUCAACAAUCGCAACGUUACCAAUGUUCAAGGUUACGGCCUGAGUUUUGGGUCAAGUAUUGAUUGGGCUUACCAGACAGAAGACCAGAAAUAUGCAGGCGGAACGAAGCAGAUUAUGCGCGCUGGGAAAGCCAUCGGUGGCACCAGCACCAUCAAUGGAAUGUCCUAUACUCGAGCCCAGAAAGUGCAAAUUGACAAUUGGGAGCAGGUAGGGAACAAGGGUUGGACUUGGGACAGUCUUCUGCCUUACUAUAAGAAAUCGGAAGCAUUCGAGGUCCCGACCCCGGACCAGAUUGCUCACGGUGCUGACUACUACAUCAACUAUCAUGGUGAAAAUGGCCCUUUGAAAGUCGGCUGGCCUAACAUGAUGACCAACAGCAGCAUGCUUUCCAUUCUCGAUGAAACUUUCCAAACAUUAGGCCUCCCGUACAACCGCGAUGUCAAUGGCGGCAACAUGGUUGGACUCACGGCGCAUCCGGAUACCAUCGACAGAGAAGCAAAUGUGCGCCAUGAUGCGGCACGAGCUUACUACUGGCCUAUCGAAGGGCGAUCUAAUUUGAAGAUCAUCUCGAAUACUUACGCGAACAAGAUUAUCUGGGCUAACUUGUCUAGCUCCGAAGCUGUCGCAGUUGGAGUUGAGGUUACGGGCCCAGAUGGAGGUGAGAUAAUAUACGCUUCGAAGGAGGUCAUCUUAUCGGCUGGAUCCCUUAAAUCAUCGGUUAUACUGGAGCUUUCAGGCAUUGGAAAUCCAGAUAUUCUCAACAAAUACGACAUCCCCGUCAUGGUCAACAUUUCUUCAGUCGGGGAGAAAUUGCAAGAUCAGACGAACAAUGGCCUCGCCUACGAAGGAACGGAAUUUUGGCUCGGCACGCCGACUUUCUCUGCCCUACCAUCGGUAGACCAGCUAUACGGAAAGAACGUUUCCGCCGUCGCCUCCGCCAUCAACUCCAGUCUCGCUACUUACGCAAAGUCUGUCGCCAACGCCUCAAAUGGUGCCGUCCAAGAAGCCAAUCUUCUGUCGGCUUUUCAGCUACAGCACGAUUUGAUUUUCAAAUCAAAAGUGCCGUUUGCAGAGAUUGUAUAUCUUCCUAUUGCGCACUCAUUCGCUAGUGAAUAUUGGGCUUUACUUCCUUUCUCGCGAGGCAGCAUCCACAUUAGCUCAGCAGAUGCCAUGCAGCCCGCCUCAAUCAACCCAAAUUACUUCAUGUUUCAACCGGAUCUCGACUUUCAGGCUGAUGUGGCUCGCUAUAUUCGCUACACUUUCGCCACCGCGCCCUUGAGUGACCUUGUCAGCGAUGAGUUUUCGCCAGGUCUGGAUCACGUUCCCAAGGAUGCAUCCGAGGAUGUAUGGACUAGCUGGGUUAAAUCUACUUAUCGAUCAAAUUACCAUCCAGUCGGUACCGCAAGCAUGCUUCCCCGGGACAAAGGAGGCGUUGUCAGCCCUGAGCUCAAAGUCUACGGUACCAGGAAUGUCCGAGUCAUUGAUGCUUCCGUUCUACCAUUUCAGUUGUGCGGGCACUUGACAAGCACGCUCUACGCUGUAGCCGAGAUGGCAUCGGAUUUGAUCAAGAAGAAGUAUAUACCCAGGGCGAAUACGCCGAAGAUGGCUGCUGUAAAUAAAACCAUGCCUCAUUAG
This is a messenger RNA of Penicillium maclennaniae, 1824 nucleotides long. Its product is annotated as GMC family oxidoreductase. NCBI's taxonomy places the organism in Eukaryota, Fungi, Ascomycota, Eurotiomycetes, Eurotiales, Aspergillaceae. The record is from RefSeq and is a predicted model, not a curated record. Gene Ontology annotation, molecular function: flavin adenine dinucleotide binding; oxidoreductase activity, acting on CH-OH group of donors. The transcript is spliced from 3 exons. The coding region runs from base 1 to 1824 and encodes 607 amino acids.